Ilex paraguariensis (yerba mate) is the source of this 1509-nucleotide messenger RNA. NCBI's taxonomy places the organism in Eukaryota, Viridiplantae, Streptophyta, Magnoliopsida, Aquifoliales, Aquifoliaceae. The record is from the annotation of a GenBank genome assembly.
GCCCCAUGCGUAAUUUCCAAAGCAGCGAUUGAAAGAUGAAACUCUCAACUCAAUUUGAUUUUCAGUCGCCAUACACUUUCCAAAAGUGAGGGGAGAGAGAGAGAGAAUGGUGUCAUACAUGAACUUGGUGUUGUAUGGAGUGGGAGGCAUAGUGGUAGCCGGAAUGGCAUUGCUGGUGGCGUUCCAGGAAAAGCUAGUCUACGUGCCGGUCUUGCCUGGUCUCACCAAGUCCUAUCCCAUGACCCCCGCUCGUCUUCGCCUCAUCUACGAGGACGUCUGGCUCAGAUCCUCCGAUGGUGUUCGCCUCCAUGCCUGGUUCAUCAAACUAUUUCCUGACUGCCAAGGUCCAACCAUACUCUUUUUCCAAGAAAAUGCUGGAAAUAUUGCCCACCGCCUUGAAAUGGUGCGUAUAAUGUUGCAAAGGUUGCAAUGCAAUGUAUUUAUGCUUUCCUACCGAGGUUAUGGUGCUAGUGAUGGCUACCCUUCUCAACAUGGAAUCAUAAGGGAUGCUCAGGCUGCAUUGGAUCACCUCAUUCAGAGGAAAGACAUUGACACAUCUAGAAUAGUAGUAUUUGGGAGGUCUCUUGGUGGUGCGGUUGGAGCUGUGCUUACACAAAACAACCCUGACACGGUCACGGCACUCAUAUUGGAGAACACUUUCACAUCGAUUCUAGACAUGGCUGGAGUUUUACUACCCUUUCUGAAGUGGUUUAUUGGAAAAAGUUGUUCAAAAGGCCCUGGGGUUCUCAAUUUUCUAGUUCGUUCUCCAUGGAAUACCAUUGAUAUCAUUGACCAGAUCAAACAGCCAAUCCUUUUCCUCUCUGGAUUACAAGAUGAAAUGGUCCCUCCAUCUCACAUGGAAAUGCUAUAUGCUAAAGCAGCUGCACAUAACAGGCAAUGCACCUUUGUGGAAUUUCUUACUGGCAUGCAUAUGGACACAUGGCUGGCAGGUGGUGACCGCUAUUGGAGAACAAUUCAGCUGUUUCUGGAGCAAAAUGCUCCUGAGAAGAAGGAUGAUGAAUCUUCUGGCACAGGUAACGAUCCAGAGGCAAGGUGACUGGAUGAGAUUCAGGCUCCUCAAGUGUAUCAAUUCGACCCACUUUAAUCUCAAAACUUCUUGUGCCUUUCUUUAACAUUGCAGUGCCUGAAAGCUCCUUGUGAUCGCCGGUGAAGGGAUGCUGUGUGCUUCCAGAUACAUUUUUUUUGGAAGAUAUGGUAAAAUGUGGAUGCUCUUUGGUAUACUAUAUGACCCCAACACAUGCUCACUAUUUUGAUCAAGUCUAACUGAUUCACUUUGUAUGAAACGAUGUGUUAUAAAAAUUGAAAAUAUACACUUCAAUUGAAUCGAUGGACCGAAGUUUUUGUUUCUCGAUAUGGACUGAACAUGAUAUCGGAUGCCCAAUCCAUUUUUAGUAUUUGUGUUUUUAAUUAAUUAGCGGGUGGACUAUUUUCAGUUUGAUUGGACAAUUUUAGUUUUUCACCAAGCAUCUUUUCUACUUACUCAUGGUU